Molecule: messenger RNA, 2082 nt
Organism: Aspergillus aculeatinus CBS 121060
Lineage: Eukaryota; Fungi; Ascomycota; Eurotiomycetes; Eurotiales; Aspergillaceae
Product: protein phosphatase regulator GAC1
Exons: 1
Coding region: 1-2082 (693 amino acids)
Biological process (GO): regulation of glycogen biosynthetic process
Cellular component (GO): protein phosphatase type 1 complex
Molecular function (GO): glycogen binding; protein phosphatase 1 binding
Source: RefSeq, a predicted model, not a curated record
AUGCCCUACACUGCGCCGUUGAAGACGUCGCCUUCCGCGCAGCACAUUGAACACUCUCCACUCACCUCCAAUUCCUGUCCCAACUCGCCCACCGUGGUCUCCUCACACCCUCCCCGUCCACACCUACCUCGCUCCUACUCCUCGACGUCUUAUGUACGGAGGCAUCGGAGGAGCCCUUCCAAUAGCAAAGCCUUUGUCUUCCCUGAGCCAGAUCACUCGUCAAAGCCAGACCAUGUCAGCUACUCCCAGUCGAGUAUUCGAAAGUCUCCUCCUCCCCUGAGUGACGCGGUCAUUCCUCCAGGGGCCCUGAUUUCUCCUCCUGAUUCUGCUCCUAACUCCAGUGAUGAAGAGACAUCAUAUCGACCGCAGGGCGAGCUGCAACUGGAGAAAUUAGAGGCAGCCGUGAGGUCGAUUGAGCAAAGAAGGAUGUCCUCACCAGAGAGACCGGUUGAUGAAGAUACGUCGUCUUCAAGCAUGGCUGCUUCUACUGCCGACUCCGUGAAACAUAUGCGGCCGCCUCUUUCUCGAGAAGCUCGCAAGAUCUCUCAUUCACGUUCGGCGACCGAGUCUUUAGUUGACCACAAGCAAGAUGAAGUCUUGACUACCUCCCCGGAAGAAAGUGAUCGGGAUGACGAACCUCGUGUGAAGCACCCAAUGGUACGCAAGAAGUCAGGAGAGCUCGUUCGGCCCGCUCUUCGUCCAGCUUCGGCUCGACGGCGUCCGUCUAGUAUGCCAGGAACGCCGACAUUUUCCAAGGCUGUGCACUUCGAUGCUCAAUUGGAACACAUCCGGCACUUUCUGCAGCUGGACAAACCCCAAGCUGUCAGUGCUGACACAUCUCCUGUCGACGACUAUGAUGCUGCUGGGGAGUUUCCUUUCCGUCACACACCUCAUGACAGCACUUCGGAAUGGGAGAUCACGCUCGACAACUUCCCUACUGAUGUCUCCUCCCGCGCCCAUCAGCGUGUCCGCCUGGAACGUCUAUAUCUCUCUCCUGACAAGCAUACCCUGAUCGGUGUUGUGGCUGUUGCUAACUUGGCCUUUCACAAACAUGUUGCGGCUCGUUUCACCCUGGAUCAUUGGAAAACGGUAUCAGAAGUAACCGCAGAGUACAACAACCAAUCCCGACGGGAGCAUGCCCACGAUGCUUAUGACAGGUUCUCAUUUAAUAUCAAGCUGAAUGAUCAGACAAACCUUGAAAAGAAGACGAUGUUUGUGUGCAUACGCUACAAUGUCGAAGGCCAAGAGUAUUGGGACAACAACCACCACAAGAACUUUCAAGUCAAUUUCAUGAAGAUCACCAAACCAAAGGUCGGGCAGACGAACCCCCAGCCAACGAAGCCUCGCACCGCGUUGCCUCGCAGCAGGAGCUUUGUGGUGUCCACCACUCGUCCCAAUUCGAUGCCUCCGUCGUUUGACAACUUUUCCGAGAUGGAUAAGUAUAUAUCUUUCGGCAACUCAGCCAAGCCCGCCAAGGAAACUCAAUUGUGUGAUGAUGAGCCGCAUGAUGUCGAGGUUGCUGCUCCCAUUCGUCGUGAUAAGCAGAAUCAUCAGGUUUUUGGCAACCGCUAUGACUUUGAGGCAUCAUUGACGGCGGCUAUGAAGACCAAACCGACGCAUGACCGAACAACCUUGGCUGCCCGCGCCAAAUCCAACCCCUCGCCGCAUGGUCAUCAUCAGCACACUUCAGAGAAGCGGAUGAGUUCUCGUGAUAACAUCUCCAGCCAUGCAAACGGCAAUGGCCAUCAAACAAGUUCUGUGUCCAGUCACAAACCCUCCACCCUAGUAUCGAGCAAACCGCAUCGCGAGUCCUCCGUAUAUAAGGAGCUGGUGGAUAAGUAUUGUUUCUUCGGCUCGCCUAACUUCUCGACGGACGGGAACGAGUCCACGGCCGUCAAGGACUUUGCAAGCCGAACAAGCUCCAGCAGCAGUUCCAGCGCAGGUUCUCCAUGCUCGUCACCCCACAUCGAGGCGGCAUAUGGUGCCGAUUCACGAACUUCCUCCCCUAGUCACAUCGGAUUCCCCUACAUUCAGAACAAUUUCCUCAAAGAAACCAACACCCCAGCAAUUAUCCAAGGAUGA